GUAUCCGGCAUGCUCGGGUCAGGCAAGUACAUUCUAGAACUCAAUUGGGCAAGGACGGUGCCUAUUUAACGCGUUUACUGUGCUAUCUGUCCACUUCAAUCAAGUGGCCACAGCUGCCAGACCCUUAGCUAACACCUGCUUUGCAGCUGGCAGUACCUAGGUAGUUGGUGACGCAGGCCGUCGAUAAGGUCCGCAGGGUCCGCAGGGUUCCGGUCUUCCCAGAACCUUCAAUCUUACAACUGACACAAAACCAACACGCCACCAAACAAAACCAUUCCUUUUUUCCUUUCUUCAUCCAAAACAACGACAGAUUCCUAUUUCAUCCCAUUAUCCUGCGCUUCUAUGAAGCAUUAAACCUAUACGUCCACUGCUAUCAUAUACUUCCCAAAAAGAUGCAGUUGACCUCCAUCGUUUCCGCCGCUGGCCUGGCGGCUCUAUCCAACGCUUUUCUUCUCCCUCCUGACAUCGCCGAGUCCGAUAAUGAUAUUAUCACGACCCUUCCGGUCCCUGUCCAAGUCGAUACCAUUAUUCCCCAUGUCACCGAAUCUCAAAACUUAAAGCUCAAGUGUCCCGGCUGUCCCGUUCCUAUCCCCCAUCAUGGAAAGGUUAAGGUUAUGAACGAUAUCCCGAGCCAUCUUGAGCUGGACUUCGGCAUCGCGCAUUCCGACAAUGCCGAUCGCUUGAUGCUGAACGACUUCGAGCUUUAUCCUAACGCUGACCCCUUCCGAAACACGCUCUCUGCGCCUGUUCUCCCCGACGUCCUACAUCGACAAAUGAAGAAGCGCCCUCAUUCCAAGGGUCCUAAGUCUCAGGCUCUAGGCUUUGGUAUGCAGACUCGACCUGUUGCCAAGAAUGAAGAAGACGCCUUGGAGCUCAUCGAAAUCGAACUCGACAUUAUCGAAGUUGGCGACGUCUUUGUUGAUGGUAUUCCCAAGGUCCAGAUCAAUGUUGUCAAGACUCCUGCUGGAAAGUUGAUACUUGGAGAGAUCAAAACACUUGACUCCGAGGCUACGCAAGGCAACCCUAUGGAUAAACAAAAGGAAUGCGCCACCCUACUCUGCAAGUGGAAGGCCGCCGUAAUGCAGAAACUUGCCGGCCUUCGUUCCCACAAAGGAUGUGGCGGUCGCCCCGCCCUUGUUAAGGGUCAUGAAGAAACCAAAGUAGAAGACCCGCAAGAGCCUCAUCGCGGCCAUCGUCAAAAGAACUGGGGACUGUUGUUUAAGAAUAUCGCUUCCCACAUCCUUCUCCCGGUUGCCGUCGGUAUCUUGGCUGGUAUCACUGCUUGCAUUCUCGGCAUGAUUGCUGGUACAUUGGCCGUCUUCCUCUGGCGUGCUGUUGUCCGCCGUGGUGCCACACGACGACACCACCACCGCCGACACGCUCAUCACCGCAAGGCCUCUCAUUCUGAAGCCAUUGUCAACGAGGAGAAGUCGGGCUUAAUGGAGAACCAGGAAGAAGUUGAUGCUCCCCCUGCCUACGGUGAGGAAAGUGUCGUCGUCAUUGACGAUAAGAAGACCGAAAAUGUAGUCUGAAGGAAGUGAUACCCCGACCGUUUAGCGGACAAUAACGUCAAGAUCCAACAGGCGCGGGCUGACGGAGUAGAUUUGUGACGCCUAGCAGAACUGAGAUAAGUGGAUAAGCGGAUAUGGCUCGUGGCUCUCGGCGUUGAAUAUUGCUUGUGUAAGAACAAGAGACAUAUUGUACGGGAAAAAUGGCAAAUGGCCAAUACGGAAUAGGCGAUGUAUUCGGAUUGCAUUGUUUGUUGGGACCUCUCUCUCUCUCCUUUCCUUUUUCUUUCUUUUUCCUUGGGUUGUAUCAUGUACUUUAGCAGGCGGAAUACCCACGUUCCUUUCAAUUUACAUCUGUAGGAAGUAUCGAUAAUCAACCUGGUGCCAUUACCUACUCGUAACCCAGAUCCCCUUGUCAAAAGUGAUAGAAGUUGAUAGUGUCCCCUUUUGGCCGUACACGAUGUUU
Messenger RNA from Daldinia caldariorum, 1974 nucleotides. RefSeq lists its product as uncharacterized. NCBI's taxonomy places the organism in Eukaryota, Fungi, Ascomycota, Sordariomycetes, Xylariales, Hypoxylaceae. The record is from RefSeq and is a predicted model, not a curated record. The transcript is spliced from 2 exons. Bases 393 to 1532 code for a protein of 379 amino acids.